This is a messenger RNA of Culex quinquefasciatus (southern house mosquito), 1616 nucleotides long. Its product is annotated as probable cytochrome P450 6a14. The transcript is spliced from 2 exons. Gene Ontology annotation, molecular function: iron ion binding; oxidoreductase activity, acting on paired donors, with incorporation or reduction of molecular oxygen; heme binding. The record is from RefSeq and is a predicted model, not a curated record. Bases 80 to 1579 code for a protein of 499 amino acids. Lineage: Eukaryota; Metazoa; Arthropoda; Insecta; Diptera; Culicidae.
UAUUGGUCAGUCACGAACAAGAUUUGGAAGAGUCCGCAUCGUCGUUGGAAGAGUCUAGGCAGGUCGUUAAUUAGUCAGUAUGUUGGAUUUUUGGGAUGUUUUCACCGCUGUAUUGGUGAUCUGUUUGGGAGUGUUGUACUACAUCAAGAAGCAGCACUCGUACUGGGCUGAUAGGAACGUUCCGUUCUCUAAGCCGGUCUUUUUGUACGGCAAUGCCAAGCCCAUGGGAAGAACGGAACAGGCCGGACCCCUGUUCAAGCGAUUGUACAACGAACUCAAGGGAAAGCAUCCGUUCGGUGGGAUUUACAUGUUUACGAAGCCGGUUGCGCUGAUUACGGAUCUUGAACUGCUGAAGUGCGUCUUUGCGAAGGAUUUUCAGUACUUCCACGAUCGUGGGACGUACUACAACGAGAAGGACGAUCCCCUGUCGGCGCACAUGUUCAACCUGCCCGGAUCCAAGUGGAAGAAUCUGCGACACAAGCUGUCGCCGACGUUCACCUCCGGGAAGAUGAAGAUGAUGUUUCCGACAAUUGUGGCUGCGGGGAAGCAGUUUAAUGACUUUCUGCAUGAAAAGGUCAGCCACGAGAGUGAGUUUGAACUAAAGGAUCUGCUGGCGAGGUAUACAACCGAUGUGAUUGGCAUGUGUGCGUUUGGGAUUGAGUGCAAUUCGCUGAAGGAUCCGGAUGCGCAGUUCAGAGUUAUGGGAAGGAAGAUCUUCGAAACUCCGAGAGGCAGAAUCAAGUCAAUGUUGACAAAUGCAACACCAAACUUUGCUAGAUUUAUCGGUGUAAAGCUGUCUGUCCCAGAGGUUGAACAGUUCUUUUUGCGAGUUGUCCGGGAGACGAUUGACUACCGGGUGAAGAACAACGUCAAGAGGAACGACUUUAUGGAUCUGUUGAUCCAGAUGAGGAGUCCGGAUGAUACGAAGAGCGACGAUGGACUGCUGUCUUUCAACGAGAUCGCAGCGCAAGCGUUUGUGUUCUACUUGGCUGGAUUCGAGACCAGCUCUACGCUGCUAACGUGGACUCUGUACGAGCUGGCUCUGAAUCAGGACAUCCAGGAGAAGGGUCGUCAACACGUGAAGGAGGUUCUACCUAAGUACAACGGGGAAAUGUCUUACGAAUCCGUUACCGCGAUGAAGUAUCUGGAUCAGAUCUUGAAUGAAUCCCUUCGCAAGUAUCCCCCGGUUCCAAUCCAUUUCCGCGAGGUGGCCAAGGACUACCAAGUCCCCAACACCAAAUCCGUCCUGGAAGCCGGCACCCAGGUAUUCAUCCCGGUAUACGGAAUCCAUCACGAUCCGGAGGUCUUCCCCGAUCCUGACAAGUUCGAUCCCGAGCGAUUCUCAUCGGAGCAGGAAGCCAAUCGCAACCCGUACGCGUGGACGCCGUUCGGCGAGGGCCCUCGAAUCUGUAUCGGACUGAGAUUCGGAAUGAUGCAGGCCCGCAUCGGACUGGCCUAUCUGUUGACCAACUUUAGGUUUUCUAUCGGAGAAAAGUGCAAGGUUCCCCUAGAACUGAACAAAAAGAGCUUCAUCCUAGCGCCUGAAGGUGGACUCUGGCUUAAAGUUGAGAAACUGUAACGUUAAGUAAUAAAAUCAAACCAAUCUUAUCUACCCC